Messenger RNA from Antechinus flavipes (yellow-footed antechinus), 4232 nucleotides. RefSeq names its product transcription factor 7 like 2 (gene TCF7L2). The transcript is spliced from 15 exons. Bases 540 to 2453 code for a protein of 637 amino acids. NCBI's taxonomy places the organism in Eukaryota, Metazoa, Chordata, Mammalia, Dasyuromorphia, Dasyuridae. Gene Ontology annotation, biological process: regulation of transcription by RNA polymerase II; canonical Wnt signaling pathway. Gene Ontology annotation, cellular component: catenin-TCF7L2 complex; beta-catenin-TCF complex. The record is from RefSeq and is a predicted model, not a curated record. Gene Ontology annotation, molecular function: DNA-binding transcription factor activity, RNA polymerase II-specific; RNA polymerase II cis-regulatory region sequence-specific DNA binding.
UCUCAUUAAGGGGCUAGUGUGUUUCUCUCUCCCUGUCAAUAAUCUAGGCUCCCAGACUUCUCCGUUUCUCCGGAUUUCGAUCCCCCUUUUUCUAUCUGUCAAUCAGCGCCGCCUUUGAACUGAAAAGCUCUCAGUCUAACUUCAACUCACUCAAAUCCGAGCGGCACGAGCUCCUUCUAUAUCUACGGCUCCCCCCCCCACCCCCUUUGCUCUUUAUAUCUGACUUCUUGUUGUUGUUGGUGUUUUUUUACCCCCUUUUUUAUUUAUUAUUUUUUUUUGCACAUUGAUCGGAUCCUUGGGAGAGAGAGAAAAAAGGAACCCAAACUCACGCGUGCAGAAGGAGAAGAGAUUUUCCCCCCUCCCCUCCCCUCCUCCCUCUUUUCCCCUCCCCAGGAGAAAAAGACCCCAAAUCAAAAACUUCACCUUGGACUCUUCUUUUUCUUGCAAAUUUUUUUGGCAAAACUUUUUUUGUGUGAUUUUCCCCCCCAUUUUUCCCCCCUUUAUUUUUCUUCCAAAAUUGCUGCUGGUGGGUGAAAAAAAUGCCGCAGCUGAACGGCGGUGGAGGAGAUGACCUAGGCGCCAACGAUGAGCUGAUCUCCUUCAAAGACGAAGGGGAGCAGGAGGAAAAAAUCUCGGAGAACUCCUCGGCCGAGAGGGAUUUAGCUGAUGUCAAAUCGUCCCUAGUCAAUGAAUCAGAAACGAAUCAAAACAGCUCCUCAGAUUCCGAGGCGGAAAGACGGCCCCCGCCUCGAUCCGAAAGUUUCAGAGAUAAAUCCAGAGAAAGUUUAGAAGAAGCCGCGAAGAGGCAAGAUGGAGGGUUGUUUAAGGGGCCACCGUACCCUGGUUAUCCCUUCAUUAUGAUACCCGACUUGACUAGCCCGUACCUCCCCAACGGAUCCCUCUCUCCGACGGCAAGAACACUCCAUAUUCAGUCGGGGAGCACACAUUACUCUGCGUACAAAACGAUUGAACACCAGAUUGCAAUUCAGUAUCUCCAGAUGAAAUGGCCACUGCUUGAUGUUCAAGCAGGGAGCUUACAGAGUAGACAAGCUCUCAAGGAUGCAAGGUCUCCGUCUCCAGCACACAUCGUUUCUAACAAAGUGCCCGUUGUGCAGCACCCUCACCAUGUACACCCUCUUACGCCGCUUAUCACAUACAGCAAUGAGCACUUCACCCCAGGAAACCCACCUCCACACUUACCAGCCGACGUAGAUCCCAAAACAGGAAUUCCACGACCUCCACAUCCUCCGGAUAUAUCUCCUUAUUACCCACUAUCGCCUGGCACCGUAGGACAAAUCCCCCAUCCGCUAGGAUGGUUAGUACCACAGCAAGGUCAACCAGUUUACCCAAUCACAACAGGAGGAUUCAGGCAUCCUUAUCCAACAGCUCUGACUGUCAAUGCUUCCAUGUCAAGCUUUUUGUCUUCUAGGUUUCCUCCUCAUAUGGUCCCACCACAUCAUACUUUACACACAACUGGAAUUCCUCAUCCAGCCAUAGUCACACCAACAGUCAAACAGGAAUCUUCCCAGAGUGAUGUUGCUUCACUCCAUAGCUCGAAACAUCAGGACUCCAAAAAAGAAGAAGAAAAGAAAAAACCCCACAUAAAGAAACCUCUUAAUGCGUUCAUGUUGUAUAUGAAGGAAAUGAGAGCAAAAGUUGUAGCAGAAUGUACGUUGAAAGAAAGCGCAGCCAUCAACCAGAUCCUUGGUCGAAGGUGGCACGCGUUAUCCAGAGAAGAGCAAGCCAAGUACUACGAGCUCGCCAGGAAGGAGCGACAGCUUCACAUGCAGCUUUAUCCAGGCUGGUCCGCUCGGGAUAACUAUGUAGGUGGCUAUGGGAAGAAGAAGAAGAGGAAAAGGGACAAGCAGCCAGGAGAGACUAAUGAACACAGCGAAUGUUUCCUAAAUCCUUGCCUUUCACUUCCUCCGAUUACAGACCUGAGCGCUCCUAAGAAAUGCCGAGCGCGCUUUGGCCUUGAUCAACAGAAUAACUGGUGCGGUCCCUGCAGGAGAAAAAAAAAGUGCGUUCGCUACAUACAAGGUGAAGGCAGCUGCCUCAGUCCACCCUCUUCAGAUGGAAGCUUAUUAGACUCCCCUCCUUCUUCUCCUAACAUGCUAGGCUCCCCUACCAGAGACUCCAAACCACAGACUGAACAAACCCAACCUCUCUCGCUUACAUUGAAACCCGACUCCCUGGCCCACCUGGCCAUGAUGCCGCCGCCGCCACCCUCUCUCCUCCUGGCCGAGAGUGCCCACAGCAAGCCCGGCGCCUUGGCUGUCACCGCUGCCCACUGUCCGAACGGGGCUCUGGACCUGCCACCUUCCGCUCUGCAGCCGCCGGCUGCCCCCUCAUCGUCUCUAGCACAGCCGUCGACAUCUUCUUUACAUUCCCACAAUUCUUUGGCUGGGACCCAGCCCCAGCCGCUCUCCCUUGUAACCAAGUCUUUAGAAUAGCUUUAGCUUUGCUAGCCCUGGUUUUUGUUUUCUUUUAUGUUUUUGUUUCUUCUUUCUUUCUUUCUUUCUUUUUUUUGAGGAUUUUUUUGUCUCUUUUUUUUUUUUUUUUUAAUCUUGUGCCACAUGGCUACAUUAGUUGAUGUUUAUCGAGUUCAUUGGUCAAUAUUUGACCCAUUCUUAUUUCAAUUUCUCCUUUUAAAUAUGUAGAUGAGAGAGAAACCUCAUGAUUCUACCAAAAUUUUUAUCAACAGCUGUUUAAAGUCUUUGUAGCGUUUAAAAAAUAUAUAUAUAUAUACAUAACUGUUAUGUAGUUCUGAUAGCUUAGUUUUAAAGACUGAUUUAAAAAGACAAAAAGAAGCAAUUUUGAAGCAGCCCUUUGCAGAAGGUGUUGGUUCUUUAUUAUUUGUAUUAAAUACGAGCUUGCGAACCAAUCAUUUUACAUCUCGUUUUUAAACCAUAAGGGCACAAUGAAUGCAGUGCCAUGACUUUUUUUUUUUUCUGUGUGAAACAACUUUUCUUGUGAUGUUGUUAUUGUUUAAAUGUACAGAAACAAAGGGUUAAAAUGUGUUAAUAUACCUUGUUCCAUGGUGUUGUUCUUUUGGGGGGAGGGACAGGGAGGGAGGGGACGUUACUCACCAAUUACCGGUAUCACAACGCUAUUGGACCAGUAGUAUUUAUUGCUUUAGAGACUGCUUGUUGUACCUGUAUGUUGUCCCUUUUAAAAUAUGUUUUCCUUUUUCUUGAACCAUUGUAUAAAGUUUUUUUCCCCCCUUAGUGUAAGCAUCUUAUAUAUAACAACUCAUUUGUACAAGGUUUUUAAGUUUAUAUAUAUAUAUAUAUAUAUAAAUGUGUAUAUAUAUAUUUUUUGGGUUUUGACUUUUGUUUUGUUUUCUCUUUGCUGUAUGAAACACAGUUGCCACCAAAUGGACAUUUAUAGAUGCAUUAAAGGAUCAAUAGUGUAAAGAAAUUGCUUUGAAAGCCAUUACAUUAAAUAAGACUUGAAAAUUAGCGAGGGAAUUUUAGCGGCGCUGUUUGAGAAACAGCGGGAGCAUUGGCGUCUCCCCUCUGGACCUACAGUUGAAUGGCCUGCAACAUUAGGACUGUGGACUGUGUACAAAUUUUUACGUGCCAAAAUUCUCAGUGACUUUUAACUUUCUCCCUGUUUUUAAUGCUGUAAUUUUUGUUCAUCAUGUUUUGCUGUGACGUUACAUAGGUAGGUAUGUGUGUAGUUUAAAUGUCACCUAUAACAAGACGUGUUUGGUAGCAGAUUGUCCAGAAAGCAUUUAAAAUGAAGAGGUAUAAACCCUUAAGGGCCAAAAUUCUGUAUAUUAGAUUACACAUAAAGGAAAAAAAAAAAAACAGGCUGCCACUUCUAUGUAAAAUGACUACAUAAAGGUAGGUAGCAAACUUAAAAAAAAAAAAAAACCCCAAAAAAAACCAAAAAAAAAAAAAAAAAAAAAACCUAGGCAUGUUGAUGUUGCAAAAUGCUGUAUAAAGCUGAGAACUGUUCAUUCAGUGCCAUUGUAGUUGACAUGAAGCGAUUGUAAAACUGUCUCCAAUUUUUCUCUGGUUUAUUAAGAUGCUAACUAUAACAUUUUUUUGUGAAUACUUUGAAUGUUUCCUAACAGUUGUGAUGUUACUGUUCCGUUUUAUGCUCUUAUUCUGAUUUCAUUUUUAAUGGUUUUGAUGCCAUUUUUGUAAUGAAUACAUGUUCAUGCUGUACAGUAUCUGUAGCAUGCAGUUCUGGAUUAAUAAAAGCAACUUAGUAUGUGCAGAUAA